CGGUACCUACUUACUAAAAAUACCUAACUCUAUGGAGUAUGGAUAUUGGGUAUCACCGACGGCUACAUCGGUGGUGUUUUUAAACCAUUUGAAACUUUGAAUUGCUGUUGAUCGUUUGGAUACCGUAAUUGACAGCAUGUGUGGUAUAUUUUUGGAGUUAAGCUGCGAAAAAUGUAGCAUAGUGAACGAUAUUGAUGUCCUUCGAAGACUCAAAAACAGAGGACCCGAUCACUUACAGAGGAAGGAUUUUAUUUCUGAAAUUGGACACCACAUAGUUUUCGUAGCCUCAGUUCUAUGGAUGCAAGGUCCGCAAAUGACAUUACAACCUCUCGAAAAUGAAUGUGGCAUCCUUUUGUAUAAUGGUGAUAUAUUUGACGAAUCUUGGGAUAGCAGAACCAGCGACACGCAAAUAAUCAUGGAGAAACUUAGUUAUGAUUGUGACAGUCAAAUCGAUAAAGUGAUCAAUGUAUUAAAGUCACUAAAGGGGCCAUUCAGCUUAAUAUAUUACUGUAAAGUGACAAAUAAAUUAUAUUUCACUAGGGAUCGAUUUGGAAGAAACUCUUUACUCAUACAUAAAAAUUCAAAUUCUUUAGUAUUAUCCAGUGUCUUAGGUACACAGUAUGAGAAUUAUGAAGUUCCCGUAUCACACAUCUCUGUCUUGGACUUGAAUACUCAUAAGAUAUUGUUGUAUACAUGGAAAGCCACAGAUAUCGUUCAGCAAUGUAAUCUCAGUGAUUGGUUGAAGACAUUACAAUUAAAACAAAGUUUAUCUGAUGAAGAUUUUACCGUUGAAGCCAAUAUACCAUGGGAUAUAGAUGGUCUUGAGGAUACAGUGUCAUUCAUUGAAAGUGUUGCUAAGAAAACAAAAUGUAAUGUAACUAUUAUGAAGACGCUUAGUCAACACCCUGAAAUACAAACAACAAUUAAUAAAAUAAUUUACUUACUAAAUAAAAGUAUUCAGAAAAGGUUAAAACGCCAGCCAAAUUUGUGUAGGAAUUGCUUGAAAAUUACAGAAAUAAACUGUAGUCAUAGUGCGGUUGGAGUAUUAUUUUCGGGUGGCUUGGAUUGUACAAUACUUGCAUUGCUAGCUGAUAAGUAUGUACCAAAAAACCAAAGCAUAGAUUUGCUUAAUGUAGCAUUUAAUAAAGAGAACCCAACAUAUGAUGUACCUGACAGGAUAACCGGUAGAAAAUCUUUAGAAGAGCUAAGAAGAUUAUGUCCAUUACGGAAAUGGACUUUCAAAGAAAUUAAUGUACCAAAAGAAGAGUUGGAAGAAUUUCAGAUUAAUGUAAUAGCUGACUUGAUUUAUCCAAGACAAACUAUUCUGGAUGAAAGUCUUGGCUCAGCAUUAUGGUUUGCCGCUCGAGGCCAAGACCAUCACUCCGUGUCUAAUUGUAGGGUUUUAUUUAGUGGUACUGGUGCAGAUGAAUUAUUUGGUGGAUACACAAGACACAGGGCUGUUUUUAAACGGUUAGGAUGGGCUGGUCUAUGUAAAGAAUUACAAUUAGAUUGGGAAAGGAUCCCAUACAGAAAUUUAGCUCGGGAUAACAGAGUUAUUUGUGAUCAUGGUCGACAACCCAGAAUGCCCUAUCUAGAUGAAGAAUUUGCUGAAUUUGUUAUCCAUUUAAAACCUUGGUUAAAAUGUUUUCCAAGUAAACAUUUGGGCCAUGGCUUAGGCGACAAAUUAAUGCUGAGACUCGUAGCUUAUAAUAUUGGUUUGAUGGAAGUCUCUACGUUUCCCAAAAGAGCUCUACAAUUUGGAUCUCGAGUAGCAAACAAGAAUGAAAAAGGUUGUGAUAAGUCAUUUUUUUUCAGGAAUCAAAUAAAAAAUAAAAUAGUAUCAUGAAUUUUGAUCAAAUCUUGUAACGGUUUCUAGUAGUAUGUACAUAACUACAUAGUAUCAGACGGGAACCACAAAGAAUCAAUAGAGAAAACAACAAAAAUGGUUUUCCCUUAAAUAACAUGUAAUUGAUAGGCUUGAAAAUAAAUUAAAACCCUCUUG
Bombyx mori (domestic silkworm) is the source of this 2002-nucleotide messenger RNA. Its product is annotated as asparagine synthetase domain-containing protein CG17486. The record is from RefSeq and is a predicted model, not a curated record. Bases 137 to 1846 code for a protein of 569 amino acids. Gene Ontology annotation, molecular function: asparagine synthase (glutamine-hydrolyzing) activity. The transcript is spliced from 8 exons. NCBI's taxonomy places the organism in Eukaryota, Metazoa, Arthropoda, Insecta, Lepidoptera, Bombycidae.